Parnassius mnemosyne (clouded apollo) is the source of this 2610-nucleotide messenger RNA. NCBI's taxonomy places the organism in Eukaryota, Metazoa, Arthropoda, Insecta, Lepidoptera, Papilionidae. The record is from the annotation of a GenBank genome assembly.
ACACACUGCUCUCGCGCCGUUUGUGCUGUCUGUGUUUUGUGUUUUUGGUUCUGCCUUUUGAUUUCCUUAUUUUUAUUCGACCUGGACUGCCCCUGGACUUAUCUGAUAUUGAUUUUCUAUUGUGUGAAUACUAUAUUGCGUGCCCAAAGGACUCCGAUUCUGCUACACCCGACGACAUUGUGCUAUUCUCAUCUGGACUUCGAUUUGUGCCCUAAGAUUUUGGUCAACUUGUCACAGUAAUACUUAAAUCAGACACGAUGAGCGAUCGUGACAGAGUUACUCGCAUUAUGUGUAUCAACUGCAACAUAUGCGUUAAUACACUACGUCGAUACCGUGCUUUGGAACUUAACAUAAGAGUUACCACGUUACUCUGUAGCUGGGUGUAUCCACAAAUCAUUACCGAAGAUGAUUAUGUCUGUGAAGCAUGCAGAGAUCUUGCUAUGAUAAGUGUAAAUCAUAGUUUACAAGAAAUAUCUGGCAUUGAUGACCAACAACCUGGACCAAGUCACCGAGGCCAUGUUAGUGUAUGCCUUUUAUGUGGGUGCUCUAUUCUGCAAAGACAAAGUGACAGAAUAUUGAGAGAUAACCCUACGGACUUGCAUCAGUUGAUGUAUACCCUUAUUGAGAACAGGGUUGCUCCAAGACAGGUUACAGAAACUGAUAAGGUGUGUCACCCUUGUUGGUUGCGCACUCAAAGAGAGGCCCGUCGUACCCAUGAUGUCAACAGACCACAAUCUGCAAUUGAGGAGCCAUCAACAGCAGAUGAGCCUAUAUUAGCAGGGGUGCAGUCAUGUAUUUCAAAUGAGGAAGUGAGGCAUGCACCAAAUGGACUAACUUUACCAGACUAUAGAAGAGCAGCUAAUAACAACAAUCGUUGUGUUUUCAAGGAUUGUAACAGUACCACAUUGCAUGGAAUCAGUGACAAACUCCGUGCUGUAGUCCUGAGCAAUCACAACUACUACAUACCUAAACUAGCUCGUGUUUGCAGUGAACAUUUAAGUAGCAAUUUAUGGGAGACACUAUAUUAUUCUGCAAAUAGUUUGGACACUUUCACUGCAGACCAAGUACAACAUGUAUUUUCUUUUAUAAAGAUUAAUACAACAUUGGACUUUGAAAAUAUUUUUGAAAUGGAUGACAGAGUAUUCGAAUACUGGAUCGGACUUACUAAAGAAAAGUUCAACAGUAUAUUAGAAGAAGUUCCACGUAUAAAUGAAACACGAAAAGGAUGCUUGGGCCUAGCAGCACUUUUAAUGAAGAUGAGGACGGGGGAUUCAGAUGAAAGAAUUGCCACUUUAGUACAAGUGCCACGCAGAACAUUAGAGAAUGCAAUAGACAAAAUAAGAGAGAUUUUGCUCCAAGAUUUUGUGCCCCAAAACUUGGGAAUUUACCAGUUAUCACGAGAGCAACUGCUGGAGCACAAGUUAACAAUACCACAUGGCAUUUUUGGAAAUGAAAACAACACCAACGGUAUUGUAAUUUGUGAUGGAACAUAUAUAUAUAUAUAUAAAUAAAAGUUCAAACUACAUGUUCCAAAAGCAGAGUUACUCCCUUCACAAAUAUAGAAACUUAUUAAAACCAUUCAUGAUUGUCGCAUGUGAUGGAUAUAUUGUUGAUUGUUUUGGCCCAUACAAAGCAACUACAUCAGAUGCAGAAAUAAUGACCAAUUUGUUCAGUGAGGGUUCCGCCUUAAGAUCAUAUUUUAGAGAGAAUGAUAUAUUUAUAUUGGAUAGGGGAUUCAGAGACAGUAUAAGUUUUUUAGAAGGAUGUGGGUACAAACCAUAUAUGCCAGAAUCUUUAAUAGAAGGUGAACACCAACUCACUACUGCUCAAGCCAAUCGGAUUCGCUGUGUCACAAUUUGCAGAUGGGUGGUAGAGGCCGUGAAUGGUCAUUUUAAAAGAGAUUUUAAAUUAUUUCGACAAGAAUAUUUCCAUAGGUCUCUACCACACAUGAUGCAAAACUUCCAAAUAGCAGCGGCUCUGUUAAACAGGUUUGGUGUUCGCUUUGUAGAUAAUAUAUAUGCCACAGAAAUAUUAGAAAUAAUUAGGCAGCGAAUGAAUUUAGAAAAUAAUCUGGCUAAUAUGGUUGAAGCUCGAAAUAUGAACAGACGCACAUCCUACUUUCAAAGUAUUACUGCGGAUAGGAAUAAUAUUGUGUAUUUUCCAAUAUUAGAAAUGAGAGAUCUGAUUUUGUUCGCCCUGGGAACGUACCAAAUUCGACAAGCUCGCUCAUAUUACGGCGAGCAUGUGCGUUUCCAUGGCGGAUACAGAAUAGAAGUCUGUAGUGAGCAAUUUCAUUCAUCUGAAUACGAUCUUAGGGGUUCUGCAAAUGGAACUACAUUGAUUAGAGGCAGAAUUAAGUCAAGGCAUGUAACCCGGAGACAAUAUUAUGUAUAUAUUUUAUUAGAAAAUAAUAUACCUGGCCGAACAGGAAUCACAGAGUACUGCUGUAGUUGUUUAGUAGGUCGGCGCACAGUAGGCUGUUGCGCACAUGUCAUGACCUUAGUUUGGUAUUUAGGAUGGGCCAGACAUCAGCAACAUAUCUCAGCACCGGCAGAGUUUUUAGAUGGUGUAAUUGUUAGGGAAGAUGAUGAAGAAUAAAUGUUGUAUAAU